GCGCUGACAGUGGUAUACGCAGCGAGUUGGCAGCCUGGACGCACAAAAUGUAAACAGGAAAAAAAAUCGAGAAAAAUACAAAAACAAUACAGACAAAAAAUUAAGAAGCGCGUGAAGAAAAAGAUAAAAAAUUUGUGCAAACGAACGCAGGGGAAUAAUUAAAAGCGUACACACACCUUGGACAUGUCCAAUGAGCGUGUGGACACGGGCAAGGAGAUGCCCGGGUCAGUGCCAGUCCCAGUCCAAGUACAAGAUGUGGAGCUGCCCACAAUAUCCAUGUCCAUGCCCACGAUGCCCGUGUCGAAGGGUAUUAUGAUAACACCGCCACCCCCCUUGAUGCCACCAACGCCGACAUCGUCGCCCAACACACAUGGCGAGUGGCCCAAUCUGAAUCCCAACGCGAACGCAUUCCAGCUGAGCAGAGACAGAGGUGGAGUUGUAGGUGGAGGUGGGGAACGGGAGCGGGAACACUUUGCCCUGCCGCACCUACCGCCACUACCAUUAAACGUUGACUAUCUACCGAGCCUGAGCCUCAUUCAUCCAAGCACACUGCCAUCGAGCAGCAAGAGCUUCAAGAUGCGUCCCCGCAUGAAACGUCUGAUGUAUUGUAGUUACAACAAUAUACUGACCGAAUCAAACAAUCGCAAGCUGCGAACAGCUGCUUCCACCUGCAAUAUUGAGCUGCUCAACCGCAUACUGGAAUCGGGAGGUAAUCCCAAUGCCGCCGAUGAGUACAAUCGCAGUCCGCUUCAUUUGGCGGCCUGUCGAGGUUAUAUUCCGAUUGUGCAACAGCUGUUGAAGUACGGCGCCAAUCCAAAUGUUGUCGACUCGCUGGGCAACACACCGCUCCACCUGGCGGUCAUCUCGGCCAGCUCGAACAACUUCAAUGUGGUGGUCCGGGUCCUGUUGCAGGGCGGUGCCAGUGUCCAUAUGUUUGAUCGCAGCGGUAAGUCACCCUUGGAGCUGGCCGAGGCGAAGUUGCGAUUGCUGCGCAAUCGCUAUGAUCAUCCGACGCCUGAGACAGCCAAGAUUCUGGAGGAUAUGUGCAUGCUGACAACGCUCAUAUUGCGCUACAUGGUGAAGCAGCAGCGGGAGCUGGAGGAUCUGUCGGCGCUGGAGAAGCGACUGCAGAACCUCAGCACCAGUGAUGAUCAGGAACAGGUUGUCUCCCAGACAGCCGAUGAGCUGCUCGCCAGUGUCGAGCGUUUGUCCAUCAACAACAAAUAAAAAG
Drosophila innubila is the source of this 1231-nucleotide messenger RNA. RefSeq names its product ankyrin repeat domain-containing protein 54. NCBI's taxonomy places the organism in Eukaryota, Metazoa, Arthropoda, Insecta, Diptera, Drosophilidae. The coding region runs from base 184 to 1227 and encodes 347 amino acids. Gene Ontology annotation, molecular function: protein binding. The transcript has a single exon. The record is from RefSeq and is a predicted model, not a curated record.